AUGUCAUUUGCUGCCUUCACAGGACUAUGCACUAUUUUAAAAGAAAAUUAUGGAUUACAACCUUCGAUGAAUGUAAGUGUUGAAGAGAGUACCGCUAUGUUUCUACGAGUGUGCGGACACAAUGAAGCUCAGCGAGAUGUUGGCUUACGAUUUGGACGAAACCAGGAAACUGUGAAAAGAAAAUUUGGUGAAGUGUUGCAAGCUAUAGAACUUCUAGCGGCAGAUUACAUCAAGACACCAACAACACAACAAUUACACCGGAUUCCACAGCGUCAACAAGCUGAUAGACGAUAUUGGCCAUAUUUCAGUGCUUUUGUUGGAGCUAUGGACGAAACUCAUGUGUGUGUUAAAGUAAAGCCUGAGCUACAAGUCAUGUAUUGGAACAGACACGAUUAUGCAAGCAUCAACGUAAUGGCAAUUUGUGAUAUGAAUAUGCUAUUCACAUACAUAUGGAAUGGAGCACCGGGUUCAUGUCAUGAUACAGCUGUCCUUUCACUUGCACAAAUUGGCGAUUCUGAAUUUCCAUUACCACCUACAGACAAGUAUUAUGUAGUUGACUCAUGGUAUCCUAAUAAGCAAGGAUUUUUAGCUCCUUAUAGGUCAACACGAAAUAAAGUUGUGAGAUAUCACAUGUCACUGUUCUAUAUUGGUCCCCCUCCGAGAGAUAAGGAAGAAUUGUUUAAUAGGCCUCAUGCAUCUCUUCGAUCUAUCAUUGAACGCACUUUUGGGGCGUGGAAGAAGAAAUGGAGAAUUUUAACCGAUUUUCCGAGAUAUGAUAUGGAUAUCCAAAAGAGAGUAAUUAUUGCAAUAAUGGGUCUUCAUAAUUUUAUUAGAGUUUCAAAUUUUACAGAUGCAUAUUUUGUGGAAGAUUUUACAGAAACUCAAACUGAGGAUCAAGACAAUGCAUCUUAUGAGCUUGAUGAAGCAGAUAAUGCAGAUGGACAACACAUGGCGAACAUUCGAGAAACUAUCGCAACUAUGUUAUAG
Molecule: messenger RNA, 987 nt
Organism: Camelina sativa (false flax)
Lineage: Eukaryota; Viridiplantae; Streptophyta; Magnoliopsida; Brassicales; Brassicaceae
Source: RefSeq, a predicted model, not a curated record